Molecule: messenger RNA, 5018 nt
Organism: Xenopus tropicalis (tropical clawed frog)
Lineage: Eukaryota; Metazoa; Chordata; Amphibia; Anura; Pipidae
Product: oocyte zinc finger protein XlCOF7.1-like
Exons: 9
Coding region: 1-4782 (1593 amino acids)
Biological process (GO): regulation of DNA-templated transcription
Cellular component (GO): nucleus
Source: RefSeq, a predicted model, not a curated record
AUGGGAAUGUGGGAGGAAGCGAGUGACCCAGUGAUGGGGAAGAAGGAUAAAAAUGAGGAGCGGAAGGAGAGAAUCCUGAAUCUCACACUGGAGAUUAUCUAUCUGCUGACUGGAGAGGGCUACGUCAUCCCUAAGAAGAAGAGCCCAACUGUGGGUUUGGGGGCCCUGCAUGCCCCUGGCUCCGUCAUACAGAAGGAAAAUGACAAGAAGAUCCUGGAACUCAUCUCCAACAUCAUCCAGCUGCUGACUGGAGAGGUUGCCAUAAGGUGUGAGGAUGUUUCCAUCUAUUUUUCCUUGGAGGAGUGGGAGUAUAUAAAAGGAAACAAGGCCCUUUACAGGGAAGGGAUAAAGGAGGAGGAGGAGGAGCCCCAGCAGCUCCGCCCACUGGCAGCCUGUGAGUAUAAAGAUGGGAGCGAUGUUACAGCACAUACGGAAGCAACUUUAUGUUGUAAUAAUGAUGGGAAUCUCACAAACCCUGAUGUUUCUCCAGCGGAACAGCCCCCAUCGGCCAAUGGGAUUAAAGAGGAGGCGGCUUCAUGUGAAGGGAGAAACCAAUCAAAUUGCAGCAUUAAUCCCCUUACAGAACAGAUACAGGGAACAGACACACCUACUCCUAUCAUGGGGUGCAGCCUGAAUUUCAUAGAAAUGAAGGGUAAUAAUUAUUAUAUGAAUUCCCACCAAUCUCCACAUAAAUCUCACAUGAAAAAUAUAUCAUGCGGGAAAAACAGCUGCAAUGAGAGUCAUGAACAUUUUAAUUCUAAUGGAGACUUUAAAAAACAUCGGAGAACCCACACAGGGGAAACAUCUUUUUCUUGUUCAGAAUGUGGAAAAUGUUUUUCAGACAAAUCUCACCUUGAUCAUCAUCAAAGGACUCACACGGGGGAGAAACCAUUUUCUUGUUCUGAAUGUGGGAAAUGUUUUUCAAGCAAAUUUCAUCUUGAUCGUCAUCAAAGGACUCACACGGGGGUGAAACCAUUUUCUUGUUCUGAAUGUGGGAAAUGUUUUUCAAACAAAUCUCACCUUGCUCGUCAUCAAAGGACUCACACAGGGGAGAAACCAUUUUCUUGUUCUGAAUGUGGGAGAUGUUUUUCAAACAAAUUUAUUCUUGAGCAUCAUCAAAGGACCCACACAGGGUUGGAACAAUGUUCUUGUUCUGAAUGUGGAAAAUGUUUUUCAGACCAAUCCAACCUUAAAACUCAUCAUAGAACCCACACAGGGGAGAAACCAUUUUCUUGUUCUGAAUGUGGGAAAUGUUUUCCAACGCAAUCUGAGCUUCAUUGUCAUAAAAGGACUCACACAGGGGAGAAACCAUUUUCUUGCUCUGAAUGUGGGAAAUGUUUUUCAAACAAAUCUGACCUUGCUCGUCAUCAAAGGACUCACACAGGGGUGAAACCAUUUUCUUGUUCUGAAUGUGGGAAAUGUUUUUCAAACAAAUCUCACCUUGCUCGUCAUCAAAGGACUCACACAGGGGAGAAACCAUUUUCUUGUUCUGAAUGUGGGAGUUGUUUUUCAAACAAAUUUAUUCUUGAGCGUCAUCAAAAGAUUCACACAGGGGAGAAACCAUUUUCUUGUUCUGAAUGUGGGAAAUGUUUUUCAGACCAAUUCCACCUUAAAACUCAUCAUAGAACCCACACAGCGGAGAAACCAUUUUCUUGUUCUAAAUGUGGGAAAUGUUUUCCAACGCAAUCUGAGCUUCAUUGUCAUAAAAGGACUCACACAGGGGAGAAACCAUUUUCUUGCUCUGAAUGUGGGAAAUGUUUUUCAGACCAAUCCCACCUUAAAACUCAUCAUAGAACUCACACAGGGGAGAAACCAUUUUCUUGUUCUAAAUGUGGGAAAUGUUUUUCAAUGCAAUCUGAGCUUCAUUGUCAUAAAAGGACUCACACAGGGGAGAAACCAUUUUCUUGCUCUGAAUGUGGGAAAUGUUUUUCAGACCAAUUCCACCUUAAAACUCAUUAUAGAACCCACACAGGGGAGAAACCAUUUUCUUGCUCUGAAUGUGGGAAAUGUUUUAUGGGAAUGUGGGAGGAAGCGAGUGACCCAGUGAUGGGGAAGAAGGAUAAAAAUGAGGAGCGGAAGGAGAGAAUCCUGAAUCUCACACUGGAGAUUAUCUAUCUGCUGACUGGAGAGGGCUACGUCAUCCCUAAGAAGAAGAGCCCAACUGUGGGUUUGGGGGCCCUGCAUGCCCCUGGCUCCGUCAUACAGAAGGAAAAUGACAAGAAGAUCCUGGAACUCAUCUCCAACAUCAUCCAGCUGCUGACUGGAGAGGUUGCCAUAAGGUGUGAGGAUGUUUCCAUCUAUUUUUCCUUGGAGGAGUGGGAGUAUAUAAAAGGAAACAAGGCCCUUUACAGGGAAGGGAUAAAGGAGGAGGAGGAGCCCCAGCAGCUCCGCCCACUGGCCUGUGAGUAUAAAGAUGGGAGCGAUGUUACAGCACAUACGGAAGCAACUUUAUGUUGUAAUAAUGAUGGGAAUCUCACAAACCCUGAUGUUUCUCCAGCGGAACAGCCCCCACCAGCCAAUGGGAUUAAAGAGGAGGCGGCUUCAUGGGAAGGGGAAAACCAAUCAGAUUGCAGCAUUAAUCCCCUUACAGAACAGAUACAGGGAACAGACACGCCUACUCCUAUCAUGGGGUGCAGCCUGAAUACCUUACAAAUGAAGGGUAAUAAUUACAAUGAAAAUGCCUACCCAUCUCUACAGAAAUCUGACAAAAAAAAUAAAUUACUUGGGAAAUACAGCUGCAAUGAGUGUCAUAAACAUUUUACUCAGAAGAAAAACUUAAAUAAACAUCAGAGAACCCACACAGGGGAGAAGCCAUUUUCUUGUUCUGAAUGUGGAAAAUCUUUUUCAACAAAACCUGAACUUGAUCUUCAUCACAAAACCCACACAGGGGAGAAACCAUUUCCUUGUUCUGAUUGUGGGAAAUGUUUUACAAAUAUUUCUAAUCUUAUUCGUCAUCAAAGGACUCACACAGGGGAAAAACCAUUUUCUUGUUCUGAAUGUGGGAAAUGUUUCACAAAUGUUUCUAAUCUUAUUCGUCAUCAAAGGACUCACACAGGGGAAAAACCAUUUUCUUGUUCUGAAUGUGGAAAAUCUUUUUCAACAAAACCAGAACUUGAUAUUCAUCAUAGAACUCACACAGGGGAGAAACCAUUUCCUUGUUCUGAUUGUGGGAAAUGUUUUACAAAUAUUUCUAAUCUUAUUCGUCAUCGAAGGACUCACUCAGGGGAAAAACCAUUUUCUUGUUCUGAAUGUGGGAAAUGUUUUUCAAAUGGAUCUAACGUUAUACGUCAUCGCAGAACCCACACUGGGGAGAAACCAUUUUCUUGUUCUGAAUGUGGAAAUUCUUUUUCAACAAAACCUGAACUUGAUCGUCAUUACAAAACCCACACAGGGGUGAAACCAUUUUCUUGCUCUCAAUGUGGGAAAUGUUUUAUAACAAAACCAGAACUUGAUGUUCAUCAUAGAACCCACACAGGGGAGAAACCAUUUUCUUGCUCUGAAUGUGGGAAAUGUUUUACAAAUGUUUCUAAUCUUAUUCGUCAUCAAAGGACUCACACAGGGGAAAAACCAUUUUCUUCAACUUUAUGUUGUAAUAAUGAUGGGAAUCUCACAAAUCCUGAUGUUUCUCCAGCGGAACAGCCCCCACCAGCCAAUGGGAUUAAAGAGGAGGCGGCUUCAUGUGAAGGGGGAAACCAAUCAGAUUGCAGCAUUAAUCCCCUUACAGUACAGAUACAGGGAACAGACACACCUACUCCUAUCAUGGGGUGCAGCCUGAAUAACAGCUCGGCAGAGGAUUAUACAUUGGUUGUUAUUAAAGAGGAAGAAUCUUCAUGUGAAGGGGGAGGCCAAUCAGAUUGCAGAAUAAAUCCGCAGAUGCAGGGAACAGACACACCUACUCCUAUCAUGGGGUUCAGCCUGAAUAUCUUACAAAUGAAGGGUAAUAAUUACAAUGAAAAUGCCUACCCAUCUCCACAGAAAUCUGACAAAAAAAAUAAAUUACUUGGGAAAUACAGCUGCAAUGAGUGUCAUAAACAUGUUACUCAGAAGAACGACUUUGAUAAACAUCAUAGAACCCACACUGGGGAGAAACCAUUCUCCUGUUCUGAUUGUAGGAAAUCUUUUUCAACAGAACCUGAACUUGAUCGUCAUCACAAAACCCACACAGGGGAGAAACCAUUUUCUUGUUCUGAUUGUGGGAAAUGUUUUAUAACAAAACCAGAACUUGAUCGUCAUCAUAGAACCCACACAGGGGAGAAACCAUUUUCCUGUUCUGAUUGUGGGAAAUGUUUUACAAAUGUAUCUAAUCUUAUUCGUCAUCAAAGGACUCACACAGGGGAAAAACCAUUUUUUUGUUCUGAAUGUGGGAAAUGCUUUUCAAAUGGAUCUAACCUUAUUCGUCAUCGCAGAACCCACACAGGGGAGAAACCAUUUUCUUGUUGCGAAUGUGGAAAAUGUUUUUCAAAGCAAUCUCACCUUGAUCGUCAUCAAAGGACUCACACAGGGGAGAAACCAUUUUCUUGUUCUGAAUGUGGGAAAUUGUUUUCAAAUGUAACAAACCUUAUUCGACAUCAAAGGAUUCAUACGGGGGAGAAACCAUUUGCUUGUUCUAUAUGUGGGAAAUGUUUUUCAAACCCAUCCCACCUUAAAACUCAUCUUAGAACCCACACAGGGGAGAAACCAUAUUCUUGUUCUGUAUGUGGGAAAUGUUUUUCAAGCUCAUCUUACCGUUAUCAUCAUCAAAGAACUCACACAGGGGAGAAACCAUUAUCUUGUUCUAAAUGAGGAAAAUUAUUUGCCUUGAACCGUAGUCUUAAGCUGGCCAUAUACACACAAAUAUUAUCGUAGGAAACCUUGUUUCGAAUAAUAUUCUGUGAGUGUGUGGUGGAUCAUCGAUGCGACCAAUCUUACAAAAGCUUCGGAUAUCGAUCGUCUCGUUGGUCGGGUGGGACAAAAGAUUUGAUUGGAGCCUGAGCAAAAUCUGCAUUUAGGGCUGAAUCAUCAGGCCGAGGUAGAAUCCC